UCUUAAUGUACGCAAAGGGCGGUAUGCAUGUUUGGCUCCGUACGACGAUGGUCGAGCCUGGUUAAUUAGUAACACAGGAGCUGAUGUUUUCUGGAUUGUUCAUUAUACGAAUCCAGUUGACGGUCAAUUUGAAGUUAUGGCAACAUGGGUGAAAGUGAACAGCGGUAUCCCAAUUCGGAAUUGUUCACAAAUUACAUAA
This is a messenger RNA of Adineta ricciae, 199 nucleotides long. The record is from the annotation of a GenBank genome assembly. Lineage: Eukaryota; Metazoa; Rotifera; Eurotatoria; Adinetida; Adinetidae.